AUGUCCCACAUCCACUCCCCAAGUCCCGCCGCUCUUUCUCAUCCACAAAUGCCUGCACAAUCCGUCUCUGCUGCUACUGCGCCACGCCAAAAAUCAAAAGCUUAUGCUACAGGUAUAGCAGCUGGCGUUGAAGUUGAAAAGUAUCAGGCAAAAUACAAGGAACUGAAGCGAAAAGUCAGAGAAAUCGAAACGGACAAUGACAAGAUGCAGUACAAGGUCCUCAUGGCCAAAAAAUCAAUCCAGCGCAUGAAACUGGAACGAGCUGUCUUGUAUGAACGUCUUUCUGCUGUGCCACCUUCUCCAGACAUUCACAGUCAUGCACUUCCCCCUUCUCACUCUGGUCCUGGGGUUCCUCCCCAACACCCGCGUGAUACGGGUGCUACUGGGCAUCACCAACAUCGUGACCAUCGUGAUUUUCAACCCGUAGAUUUGAACGAUCACAAUGCUAUUGAGUACAUGCACAAUCAUAACAACUUCCGUGUUAUUCCUGGUCCAGAUGGUCGACCUAUGCAAGCACCCGACGGGCCCAUUGGUCCAGGAGUUGCGCCUUCCCACGCAAUUUCUGCGGUGCACAUGUCGAGAGGCGGUUCCGCCUCAGGUCAUGACUCUUCCCGGCAGCUGCCACCCCUCUCGCAGUUGACUCCUAUACAACAUCUUGAGCCUCCGAGGGCGCAUGGACAUUCACAGGCUCAUAGCCCUCAUCUUCAUCCUCACAGUAAUGGUUCUUCGCGUUCGCAAUCCUCGCCUUCCAGAUCGCGUGGACAUCCGAUAAGUUCUCAGGCACCUCCCCCGGGAUACCACUCAGGAGGUAUUCCCCACCCGCAACAGUACUCCCAGGAUUCCCUCAUACCUGUGCAGCAUGGGCAUCACAGCCCGCCACAUCCGAGUGAUAGGGAACGAUCUAGAAGGCAUGAGACACUCGAGCGUGGCAGCUACCAUGGCGAUCCUUACACUCAUUCACGGCAACAUUCUUCUUCACAUUCUUCCCCUCGAGCAUCGUCGCGUCUCCAUAGCCAUCGGCCUAACAUUAGUCACCCAGAUCCAGAAUAUGAGCGCGAUCUAGAGAGAGAUCGUGCGUGGCCUCGUCACGAGGGCGAAUCUGCUCGAGAAUACGUGCCUUCGGGUGCAAUGCAUGCAUCUCCUCCCUCACACCUGAGGCCCAGACCUCCUGUAGACAGGGGAGACUACCAAUACUCGCGCGAGCCCAUUGGACCCGGUGUGCACGGUCGGUCAUCUCGUUCUGAUACAUCGGGAUCUGGUUCCGGAUCUGGCUCCGGAAAUGGUGGCGGGGAUGCACUAUCACGGCCGGAAGGUCACACUCAAUAUUAUGACCGAGAAAGGGGACCCUAUGCACCCCGUCAAGCAAAUCCGCCGCGUAACCCAAGUGAGGACCAAGAUGUCAUUUAUGAAGAUGGCCGCUCAUACAGCCGCGACCGAACUGGCGGGCAUUACGUACUUCCAGAACAGCACCGCCCUCCUGUCGACUCAUCGAGGAAACGCUCUCGUAAGGACAUGGAGAUUGAUGGGGAUGACGUCGAUGAUUCCCCUGCGGCGGGUAGUUCAGGGGGCGGAGGGGAAGCCCCGUUGAGGUACCCGGGCGGUCAUCUUUCUGACGAUCGUGGCCCCAAGAGGCUUCACCAGGAUGCGCGUUCUCACGAGCGGGAGGAGGAGGAAGAAGAGGAUGGGGUUUCGGAUGCUUAGAGAAGUUUUAAUUAUUUUUUUUUGCGGCGGCGUCGUUGAAAAGUAGGUUGCCUGUUUAGAUCUUCUUGAGCCCCAGUACUUGGUGAGAUGCUUUCAUGGUUUAUUGCAUGUAUGUAUAUGUUGUUCAGUAUUUCUGUGCACUCGCUAGCCCUUUGUAUGUUUCAUAUACCCCGUUUGUCAUACUGUGCUCGUCUCAUGUGCUCGCAGCUCCAUGCUUAUCGCCACAUAUGAAAGAACGACUGUCUCUCGAAUUCUAUCGGAUAGGUCUGACUAGCGAACAACGUCGAACUAUGUUUGUCGUGAGAAGGGUACAUACGAAUAAUCGCGGUAGAUGUGUAGGCCGGCGGAUCAAAGCGUAGAUCUCUCCCUUUUGUCCUGUACAGCAAUAGACGUCAAGCAAUGGCGGCUAGGGGGAUUCCCAAAAUAUGUAUUACGCAAAGGGGAAUAACAAUG
This is a messenger RNA of Suillus paluster, 2154 nucleotides long. RefSeq lists its product as uncharacterized. NCBI's taxonomy places the organism in Eukaryota, Fungi, Basidiomycota, Agaricomycetes, Boletales, Suillaceae. The record is from RefSeq and is a predicted model, not a curated record. The coding region runs from base 1 to 1701 and encodes 566 amino acids. The transcript is spliced from 3 exons.